ACCACGCCGGCCCCGCCUCCGCCUCCCGCGGCGCCACCGCCCGCGCAGACCCAGAGCGCGGCCGCGGACGAAGAUGGCGACCGCCAUGUACUUGGAGCACUACCUGGACAGUAUCGAGAACCUUCCCUGUGAACUUCAGAGGAACUUCCAGCUGAUGCGAGAGCUGGACCAGAGGACGGAAGAUAAGAAAGCCGAGAUCGACAUCCUGGCUGCCGAGUACAUUGCCACGGUGAAGACCCUCUCGCCCGACCAGCGCGUGGAGCACCUGCAGAAGAUCCAGAGCGCCUACAGCAAGUGCAAGGAGUACAGCGACGACAAGGUGCAGCUGGCCAUGCAGACCUACGAGAUGGUGGAUAAACACAUCCGAAGGCUGGACGCGGACCUGGCUCGCUUCGAGGCGGACCUGAAGGACAAGAUGGAGGGCAGCGACUUUGAAAGCUCCGGAGGACGGGGCCUAAAAAAAGGUCGAGGUCAGAAAGAAAAGAGGGGCUCCCGGGGCCGUGGCAGGAGGACCUCAGAAGAAGACACCCCAAAGAAGAAGAAGCAUAAAGGAGGGUCUGAGUUCAGUGACACUGUGCUGUCUGUGCACCCGUCCGACGUGCUGGAUAUGCCUGUGGACCCAAACGAGCCCACCUACUGCCUGUGCCACCAGGUGUCCUACGGGGAGAUGAUCGGCUGCGACAACCCGGACUGUCCCAUCGAGUGGUUUCACUUUGCCUGCGUGGACCUGACCACGAAGCCCAAGGGAAAAUGGUCAGUACGAGUGCCAGCUCCCCUGCCGCUGGUCCUGGUCCGCAGCGGGGCUGCCGUUUUCCGUGUUCCCCUCAGUGGUGGCUGUCACUUCAGUAAAGCUGGCCAGUCCCCAGGGACAGGACCCUUUGUCGACCUGUGCUGAGUGACAGCCUGGACCGCUGCCCUCCUUGUCUCUGUGUGUGGCGCCCGGUUUCCCGCGUUGCGUGUGCAGAGGGCGGGAGCAGCCCCUGAGGCACAGUCUUCAGUGGGUGACUGGGGGGCGAGGUGCAGGAGGCUGGGAGGGCAGCGGGAGCCGUUUGCGGGACUUCCGGGGGGAGGGGCUCUGCAGGCGAGGGUCAUCCCCCGUGUCCGGGGAAAGGGCGGGACAGGCAGAGCCUGGGAACCUGGGUGACCUACCCUUGUUGCCCAUCCCCGGGUCCGCGGUGCUCCCACGGAGAUGGCAGAGCCCAGAGUGUGGGCGCUCACUGGCCAGUGUCGCUCCUCUGCAGCCUGGCAAGGAUGUGCCUGCUUGGGGGCCUGGAUUGAUGCUGGUGAAUGGUGGCCUGGGGCCUGGCAGCUGCGUCGCGUGCACGUCAGCCGUCUCCCUUGUGUCUCUGGGCCGAGUCUCAGGCUCUGGAACCUGCUCGCCGGGGUCGUCAGGGAGUGCCUGUUCAUCAUGCAGUUUCCAGGGCCGCUCAGCCUGGCUUAUCCUGGGGCAGUGCCAGGGUCUGCGCCUGCCUGCUUGGGGUGCGCCAGCGGGGUGGGUCACCUCCAUUUUGGUCUCGGUGGCCCUGUCAUCACACAGGGAGGGCCAGUGACCCUGACCGAGAGGACACCUGCUCGUUGAUCUGUGUCUCCUCCACCGAGUUCAGGGCAGAUGUGCCAGAUGGAGCAGCCACAUGGGUUUCCCUGGUGGGAGACACAUGCCCUGUGGGUCUCUUGUCUGGCGCCGUGUCGCCAGCAUCCAGCCGUGCUGGGAGAUGCCAGGCACAGGGCCUGGGCCUCCCAAGUGCAGGGCCCUCACUGCACCUCUCCUGUUGCAGGUUCUGCCCACGGUGCGUCCAGGAGAGGAGGAAGAAGAAGUAAGGGCGAGGCCGACGCCUGGGCUGGGGCCAGCGCCCACGUUUCUGCAGUUCUUGUUGCAAUAUUUUAUCUUCAUUUUAAAACUACCUUGUUCUGAACGAUCUUUAAUAACCCAAUGGCCAGUUGUCAUUCUGGAUGUUUCCUGAAACAGUCACCUGAGCCCUGUUUGCACAGAGGUGUGAUCUCAUGGGGACUUGCCACAGUGACUUUUCCUUGUGACUCUGUACAGCGCCAGCGCCAGCGCCAGGGGCCCCGUGGGGGUGUGACGCGGCCGUCGCCCUUGCUGGAGGUGUGAGCCUGGCCUUGGCUGCCUGUGUUUCCAGGGGCUGCUCCCCCGGGGCCCGGCCCCUGGGCACAUCUGCCGUGGAGAGCGCGGGUGUGCGGAGCCCGGGAAGGGUCGGCCACACUGCCUUUCCAUCUGGACCCCCGGUUCCCUCUGUGAGGGGUUGACUUUCUGGAGCACAUGGUUCUCCAUCAGCCCACAGGCUGUCGGUCCCUGCGACCAGGGCCAGUGAGGUGGCCGCCGUUCUCCUUCUCCGGGGGCUGCUGACGUUCUUACUGUGAAGAUGCGUCGUCGUCGUGACAGCGUGAGGACAGUGUCUGUGUAGAAGCCAGUCCAGGUUCCUGGGAGGCGGUCAGCUUCUUAGAGCCGAGGGGACGACGGUUCCGUGCUGUGAUUUGUGAAGUUCUGGAAUGAAGCUGGGCACCCGGAGCGCACUAUGUCUUUGGUCAGCUUUCGCAGGCUGGCUUGGAGCCGUCUGGGGCGUCGCGGGGAGACGGCGCGCGUUUGGUGCACUGUCAUCCGUGUGUCGCGGUUCAGAGAGUGUGACCGAGACCCUCUGGCGUGGGUCAGCAGCGGCCAGAGGCCUCCGCGGGAGGAAGGGCUUCCAGCCGGAGGUGUGCGGGUCAGACGGGAAGUGCCCAGCCAGGAAGAGGCGCACCUGCCACGGCCGCCACUCCGCCUGUUGCCUCGUGUCGCCGUGGAGGCGGUCGGGCAGGAAGGACCGUGAGGCCACGGCCCGGCUCCAGGGUCAGUGCAGCGUGCGUGGCCCCCUGUCGCGGGCUGCGCGGUGGGGCUGGUGGCUUCCCGGGCAGACAGCGCUCCGGAACCGAUUCCUUCCUGCCCCAGAGAAGGGGCCGCCUCUGAGCGAGUGCUGGCCGCAGCCUCGGGCUCCACCUCGGCCCGGACCCAGGGGCCUUUGUAUUUAGAAACCUAGCUUGUUGUUACCACAGGUAUUUAAAGCUUGUGGGGAAUAAACUGUGGAAAAAUGUUGUCCUUCACUCUUUGACCAGUUUCUGCGGAGAAGACAGGUAAGUACAGGGAGCCUGUGCUGUUCCUUGAAAAGCUCAUUUGGUUUUUGCACUUCGUCUCUGAACACUUCCCACUCGCUGUUAUCACAGAAAACGAUGGUGUUUGUGGGCCUGGGCUGGUGGCUGUGCUUUCUGAUUGUCACCUGGUUUCCUGAGGCCUUGGUCACUUCCCAGGAAGGGUGACCGAUCUCUCUCGCGCUUCUGGUUGGACUUCGAUGGUGUCAGCCUGCUGCUCACCAUGCCUAAACACCCCACGGUGGGUCUUGUCUUUUUUUUUUUUUUGAACUUUCUGUGCUUAUGUGUUUCUAGUGUUUACUUUUGCUGGUUACAAUAAUAUCAACCAAAAUAAUGCUCAUGUAGCUUUGGAGAAAACGGAAAACCCGAGCAGAUAGGCUGAGUCCCUGGAGCGCUGUUUGGAGCACGACCGAACCUCCCUGGCGCCUGGUGCCGUGCCACUUGGAGGACAUGGGGGUGGCGGGGGUGGCUCAAGGCCUGGCUGCCUUCCUCCUGGGGUGAUCAGGCCAGACCCUACGGGCCAGCUGGGCUGCUCUGGCUCUGCUGCUGCCGGGGGCCUGGGCUUGGCUGUGAGGGAAGGGCGUCCUGGCCGAGGCAGAGCGGCCAGCCCUCAGGCGGGUGACCCCUACUUCCCCCCCUGGAGACCUCGCGCUGCCCUAAUGAAAACAGCUCAUUCAACUCAGGCAGAGCUAGUGCAGCUCAUGGCCAGGAUACAGGCGCUGAGGCUCAUGUGACUGCACCCGCCGUGCAGGCAACGUAAAACUGGUACUGCCAUGACCAUGUGAGCAGGUGGCCUCCUGUCUGCCUGGAGCAGCAAGUGGGGGACACAGCCGUGGGCAGCAGAGGUGGCGGGUUGCAGGGCUGCAUGGGGACGGUGGCCAGCUGUGUGUCAGUGCUGUCUGCUGACUGUCACUGGCAGCCGUCGGCAGGGACUGUUUCAAGCAAUAACGCUCCCCAAGAGCAGCUUCCCACGUGGCCACAGCCGGGCCCCGUUGCAGGGCUGGGCGUUGAGGGUGCAAGGCUGCCCUCAGUUUCCGCGAAUGCCGGUCGGUGUUCAUUCCUGUGCUGGGAGGAAUUCUAAAACGGGGAGUCUCAGAAAAAUGUCCUCAUUCAGAAGGGAGUUCUGUGAAAUUUCUUUCUUGUGUUCACCUUACCACACUUCAUCCCAAAAGAUGAUGCAGCUUUAACGUGAAUGUUACAUUUUAUUUUCCAGGAGUUAUUAUCGAUGUCCUCUUUGUAAAGGAAAGAUGCUACUGUAAAUCUUUUUAUUAAAUGAUGUAAAGAUGUAUAUCUGUAUUUUUGGAUCAUGUUAUAGAAUAUGGAUAUAUUGUUUAAUGAAUAAAGUAUUUUUUUGGAACAAACA
This is a messenger RNA of Sus scrofa (pig), 4504 nucleotides long. Lineage: Eukaryota; Metazoa; Chordata; Mammalia; Artiodactyla; Suidae. The record is from RefSeq and is a predicted model, not a curated record.